CUUACAGUAUACUAAUACAAAAUGACACAGAUUUCCACAGCUAUUUCGGAUUUUGUUUUGAGUGUUGUAUCAUUUUACUGUGCUGGUGUUUUAUCGCGACGUUAUAUUUAUGCAGCAAUUGGGAUGUCGAUCAUAGGAUUUGCUGCAGGAGUUGGGACAAUAAGAUUUUUUAAUAUUGUAUCAAUACAGCAUCAAAAUUCUGUCGUUUCUCUACAUAUGAAACUGUCUUGGUUUGCAGCCAUUAUAGGAAUCCCAUUAAUAGCAGCAUCAUUUUCAAUCAAGUACAGAUCAAGCUAUGGUUCUGAACUUCACAUUGUUAGUGGUAUAGCAGGGAUUAUUUUUUCAAUUCUCUUGCCAAGAUCCAAAAAUGCAUGUACACAUUUUGCAUCAACAUUAGCAAUACUUAGCAUUUUAUUUCAAAGUUUUCAUGCUAAGAAUGUACUGGGUAUGGCAGGAAGUGUUUUGUAUACAGUGGCAAGCAUAGUUGUUGGUACAUCUGGACAUUUCAUGGGUUAUCUUUGUAUAGACAUAUUUCAUUACUUUUUAGUUGCUGCAAAUAUUGUUUUUGUAAAAGCAUUGCAAUAAUUGAUAUUUACUGUAAAUUUACUUAGAAGUUUGCAUGUACACCAAAUGCUAUUUUUGCUUGAAUCUCACUCAAGUAAUGUACUAAGAAAUUUAGUAAUACAAACACUCAACAAUUGUUUUCUUCAAAUAUUCUCUGUAUUUUAAUAAAUACUCUGAAUUCUCAACAUAAAAUAUAAAC
Messenger RNA from Dendronephthya gigantea, 763 nucleotides. RefSeq lists its product as uncharacterized. The record is from RefSeq and is a predicted model, not a curated record. NCBI's taxonomy places the organism in Eukaryota, Metazoa, Cnidaria, Anthozoa, Malacalcyonacea, Nephtheidae. The transcript is spliced from 2 exons. Bases 22 to 585 code for a protein of 187 amino acids.